Molecule: messenger RNA, 4041 nt
Organism: Colletotrichum destructivum
Lineage: Eukaryota; Fungi; Ascomycota; Sordariomycetes; Glomerellales; Glomerellaceae
Exons: 3
Coding region: 1499-3823 (774 amino acids)
Source: RefSeq, a predicted model, not a curated record
CGCGACAACGCCGUUCCAGUGCCGGUUUUCCCCUCUCUUUUCUCCCCCAGGACCGCGCCCAUCAUUUUUCCUUUAUUCCCCCCUGUACCCCCUUUUCCCCUUCCCCAUUCUUAAAAGAGUCCUUGACAAAUCGCACCGCCAGACUCGCAACGUGGGUUGAGCUUGGCUUGAAACGUCGCCCAACGCCGCAACGUCGACGGUUUCAGAUGCACCAGCUACCGUGCGCUUGAACCACCAUCGGCCUACAACCACCCUCCCUGUUGAUGACCAGCGUGUCGCGGGCAGAGUAUUGUAUUGUACUCUGUACAGGUAGGGGAAAGGGAGGGGGGAGACGGUUGUAGUUCCUGGCCUUACACGUACACAUACGACGUACACCGGACGGAACUGCGCAUAAGCCAGGGCCCCACAGGGGACGCGCAACCCUUUCUCAACUUCGAGUCUCUCUUCCUCUUGUUCCGACUCCCUACUCGCAAGGCACCGGUCCCGUGCGCUCUGAUACAGGUCCGCGAAGCCUUUCUUGGCUUGCGCUACACAUUCGUCCGUCCAACCCGCGUCCAGCUUACGUUUACGUCCCCGGCUGUAGCGGCCAUCCGAGUAUCCUCACCAAGAUCUUUCUUUGUCUCUCUCUCUCUCUCUCUCUAUCUCUGUACCUCGGAUUUGGGGACGAAACGGCUUGGAAUUUCCCCCAAAUUCCUCGUAUAGCCUCAGUAAGGCUAUAUACUGGCGUAUUAAGACGCGCAUUCGGACUUUCGAGAGGAGGCUGGUCCCCGAAUCAUGAAUACGGGACCUGCCAAGCUGCGUUCAAUCCAAACGAUACGAUGAUGGGCUUGGAAGUUGGGGAAGGGAUGGAAGAAGCACUUGGUCGUCUGCAACGCUUGAGGCUCAUUGGUCCCCCUGUACUUGGCUUGGCGGCUCAUGGCCCAUCCUUGUUCUCGCUCCCCGCGACGUUGGGAGCUGAGACAGGUUGGCGUGGGAAUGGUGGACAGUCAAGUCAGAGCCAAAGAGGCAAUGAGACCCGGCGGCCCCCGAACCCUGGACGUCCCAACUAACAGUCUUGCUAACACCGACUUCUCUCUAGCCCUCUCCUCUCUUCCCGCAGAUCAGCCCGGCCAGCGAGACCCCACACACCCCCCCUCCCCUGGCUGCCGACUGUUCGGUCCCAUCUGCUCGCUCUGUUGCAUAAUGUGCAAGUGGCUUGUGUCUUCUUUACGUCCAACAUUCUGUGCAGGGAGAUUGCUUGUUUGAAGACCAGAAGAGAGAGGUCUGAGCCGGCAUCUGGACAUGGAAGCCGGAAAAAACGUCACUUGCACAAAGUUGUGUUCAUUAUCUUAACAGUAUUAACAUUCACCCAUCCCCUCCUCGUUCUUCUCAAUAUAUCCUCUUUGCAUUCGAACUUUUACUUUUCCUUCUCUUUCACUAGGCCCAAGUUCCAUCACCAAAUGUUUUUGUGAUACCCCAGAUACCCACUCCCAACCCUCUCACUCUCACUCCGGCAACCAUGGAGCGAGCGCAUUCUCUUCUCACCAGCACCACCCGAUCCAUUAGCAGCUCGCGGUCCAGUACUCGCUCGUCCCGCUCAAACUCAUUACUCAACACAACACCCAGCCCGGAGAAGGGGGAGUUCUUCCUCCCCGCGCCAGCCACCACGAUCUCACAGCCGAAAAUCAGGGUGCGGGCGAUACUAGGCCACUGCCUGUAUCGUAGGGUCGUGAUAUGGACCGUGACGAUAUCCAUGCUUAUCGCGCUGGCGUACCUCAACACGCCCUUAUACACACGAGAUGGCAAGAUCUUGGGAGAUGACUACAGGAUAGGCGGCAUCGGGGACUCCCCGAAGAAGCAUGGCAAGCCAGCACCGCCCGAGGAAGACCUCAUCAUCGACAGUGACAUGCCGCCAUGGCUCAAGUUCAAACACCUCAACGGCUACUUCAACGGCCUCAAGUCCAUCGUCCCCAUCGCCAACCACACUCCCGAAUACCCCAACAAUUCUUUCCCGGCACCGGUCACAGCCGUGCCCAUUUACCAUGAUACCCCUCCCGCCCCCACCCCCUACGCAGCUCACCCGGAUUACGCAUCUACAGAGUAUCGGAGAGAAUACCACCCCGUCCGCGAAUGUUUUAUCGACGAAAACGACAAGGUUGCCGUCCCGGACAUCUACGCCUUCGACGGCGUGCCUCAGAAUCAGCCUGACCCGGCCAUCGGCUCGCACACUGUGCUCGGCCUUCGCAAUGACGUUUGCUUCGAUCGUUUCGGACGCUAUGGCCCCUACGGUCUCGGGUACAGCAUCAGCGAGGGCGGCACGUCUCAGGGCCUGGAUACCGAGCAGGAGGGCGCCGAAGCCGUCUGGGCCAAGACUGGCAAGAUCGACUACAGCCGCGUCGACUGGGGCGACGCUCAGGAGCGGUGCGUCGAACGCAACAGCGCCCGCUUCAGCAACGGCACGGGGGAUAGCAGCUACGGUUCCAGCCACAGCGAGCCCGAAAGCACGGAGAGCGGCGGCCUCAAGAAGACGGACCGUAUCGCCGUCGUCGUCCGCACCUACGUCGGGUUCGAAUGGACCCAGCUCGCCAUUGUUAACUUCCGCGCCAUGGUCUCGGAGCUCUCGCUCAAGUCCGGCGGCGAGUACACCGUCCACUUCCUCCUCCACGUCAAGGACAACGAGGCGCCCAUCUGGUCGGAUCCGUCCGUCAUCCAGAGCAUCCUCGACGCCAACGUGCCCACCGAGUUCCACUCCAUGUGCACUCUCUGGUCCGAGGCGGAGAUGAAGCUGUACUACCCCGGCCACUUCGCCGACGCCAUCGAGAACCCGUCCAAUGGCGACAUCCACGGCGUCUACCGGAGCGCGCAGAUGCCCCUCCAGGUCUUUGCCCUCCAGCACCCCGAGUACGCCCACUUCUGGAACUGGGAGAUGGACAUGCGCUAUAUCGGCUCUUACUACGAACUUCUCGACCGCCUCGGGUCCUGGGCCAAGGCUCAGACCCGGACCCUUCUCUGGGAGCGGUCGGCCAAGUACUACAUCCCCGCUGAGCACGGGUCUUGGGACGAAUUCGCCAACAUCGUCGAGAAGGAGCUCAACGCUUCCGGCCGCCGCGCCGUCCUCGGCCCCCAGAUCUUCCCCGGCCGCAUGUCGCUCAAGAGCGAGGAAGCCGGCGCUUCGAUCCUACCCCCCUCGUGCUCCCGCGGUGGCGAUCCGUCCGAGUGCGGCGUCGGCGAGGAAGCCGACCUUAUCACGCUCAACCCCCUCUUCGAUGCGGACGAGUCCGGCUGGGUGUUCGCCAAGGACGUCACCGGCUACGAGAUGGUUUUCGCUCCACCGCCGCGCCGAUGCGCCAUCGUCACGGCCUCGCGGAUCUCCCGCCGGCUCCUCGCCGCGAUGCACGAGGAGAUGUGGCGGAUGCACCACAGCAUGUUCUCCGAGAUGUUCCCAGCCAGCAUGGCGCUGCACCACGGCUUCAAGGCGGCCUAUGCGCCGCACCCCGUCUUCUUGGAUCGGGCGUGGUAUCCCUACAGCACUAUCGAGAAGGCCUUCAACGGCGGCCGCGACGGCACCACGGGUGGCCACGGCAGCCCCUUUGAUCUCAAGAACGAGCACAACCACAAAGGCACGAGCUGGUACUACAACUCCGAGUUCGCCGGCCUCCUGUGGCGCCGGUGGCUCGGGUACGCCCAGAUGGACGGUCGCGGCAACAACGGCGGCCGCGCCGGCGAGGGCUCCCUCCGCGGAGGACAGGACGAGGAGUCUCACAGGGACGGCUCGGGUCGGCUGUGCAUGCGCAGCAUGUUGUUGCACCCGAUCAAGUGGGAGAACCCGGGCGAGAGGAACUGAAGCGCGUGUUUUCUCAUUUUUAUAUUUUCUUGCGGCCAAGGCAUUAACAGCCAGGACCAUAGUGUCCUGUCUAGUAACCUCCCGUCAUCGAUAUCAGGAGCCGUGGGAGAAGCGUGUUCAAGGGUUUUGUUUCCCUUUUUGAGCAAACAUUGAUUCCAUCUGCUUGUACGGCCCAACUUUCUAGCAUUUACAAAAACCUCCCCCCCCCCCCUUCCCUU